Molecule: messenger RNA, 3602 nt
Organism: Acanthopagrus latus (yellowfin seabream)
Lineage: Eukaryota; Metazoa; Chordata; Actinopteri; Spariformes; Sparidae
Gene: ptprjb.2
Product: zic family member 2 (odd-paired homolog, Drosophila), a
Exons: 3
Coding region: 1380-2711 (443 amino acids)
Biological process (GO): central nervous system development; regulation of transcription by RNA polymerase II
Cellular component (GO): nucleus
Molecular function (GO): DNA-binding transcription factor activity, RNA polymerase II-specific; RNA polymerase II cis-regulatory region sequence-specific DNA binding
Source: RefSeq, a predicted model, not a curated record
AUUAGCACAUCAGCUCCUGAUAAGCGUGAUUAUAAUUUUGCUUGUUAAAGGGGCCGAACGCAGUCUCAGUGUUUUAAUUUACUAUUGACUUUAGAGGGUCCAUAAAUCAUGUGACACGCAAACGGCGUGUGAAGCUUUAAAGUGGAGAUGCUUGAAAAUAACGUCUGUCUGCAGCUGAAGCCUGCUGGCGAUGCGCACUGCACGUCUCUCACUCGUUUUUGAGACACGGUGGUGGUUAAUCCACAGCUAUAUAUUUAAUCGCACGGCUCUGUGUAGGUGGCUCAAAGCAGCGUGCUCAAUUCAUUUAUAUAUUUUUUUUACAUUUGUUUUUGACUUCCCAAAUUUAAAAAAUACUGAGAGCUGUUGCAUAGCCCCACAUUUAAACCCAGCGAAUAACCAACUCCCUGACCCACCACUCUCAUUUAACUUUUUUUUUCCCCCCCCACCUCCAUAUAAAGAUUUUACGCGCAGCUCGGAUCUUGUCAUUCACCACCAAACACCACAUUUGUGUCUUUUAAAACGCACCACAGCCCUGCGCUCACGCCACGCAAAACAACAACAACUAAAAAACACACGCUCGCUCCUCUCUCCCUCGUCGUGAUCCUUCUCGCUCCGUAUAUACACCCCCCCUCUCCAAAAAAAAAAUCUUCUCCUAAAAGUAGGCGGUAAUUAUUAGUGGAAAAUGGCGUUGCGCUAUUAAGUCGCCCGAGCGCUACCUGCCAUUGGAGGGGCACCUGGGAUUGAUGAGGCGCGGUGGCCAAUGAGACGGCGAGGAAUGAAUGAACGGGCUCCAGUUAAAGGGGGCGGAAGAAGAGGUAGAGCCAGUCCACGGAGAAACAGGGACCCUCCGCGAUAAACACAGACGAGCCAGAGAAAUAAAUACAUACCCACUCGGAGCAGCGUUUUUUGAGAUGCUCCGACUUACCCUCGCCCUGUGUAACGCAGAGGACACCCAGUAAGAUAAUUAUUUAAUUCUUCGAGUGCAAUUUUUUUUUCUUCUGAACAUUUCAGCCCAACUGUCGCGGUCGAGAGAAGAGGACGCGAGGAAAAAAAAACAACUCUUCGUUACGUUUGGAUUUUCUUUGUUUUGUUUUUUUUUUGAAAGUUAACUAGAAGUAAAAUUCAGCCGAGCUGAUUUUUUUUCUCCCUUCUUUUUCUUUUUCCUCUCCUUCCUCAUGAGCGGAGCAGCGUUUCUGACACACGCCUGAUGAUAUGGUGUUUCCAAAGGCUGGAAGUUGAAUCGACAUUCGAAUUUGGUUCUUUAACUUAUUCGCUGUAAGACACGAGCCCUGCGCUGAUUUAAACAGAAACCGUUUUUUUUUUUUUUUUUUUUUUUCUCCUUCUUCUUCCCCCCCCCCUUCUCCUUCCUGACUGAAACCAUGCUACUGGAUGCUGGUCACCAGUUCCCCGGACUGGGAGUGGGGUCGUUUGCCAGGCAUCACUCGGCGAGCGACAUGCAGGAGAGAGACUUGAGUUUGGCACAGAAUAGCUUUGUAGACUCAGCACACAUGGGUGCGUUUAAGCUGAACCAUGAUCUCUCUCCGGGACAGAGCUCUGCCUUCACCACCCAGGCGCCGGGCUACCCCGCUGCGGCGCUGGGGGCUCACGCUGCCCAUGUCACGUCGUAUGCGAGCUCUCCUUUCAACUCCACCAGGGACUUUCUCUUUCGCAGCCGAGGCUUCGGAGAAUCCUCUCCGGCGAGCGGCCAACAUGCUAUUUUUGGCCCCACGGCGGGAUCCCUCCAUCACUCCCACACAGACACUCAAGGCCACAUUCUGUUCCCCGGGAUCCACGACCAGCACGGGUCCCACGGGUCCCCGAACGUCCUGAACGGCCAGAUGAGGCUCGGACUACCCGGAGAAGUUUUCGGACGCUCCGACCAGUACCACCAGGUUUCCAGCCCGCGGACCGACCCGUACUCGGCGGCGCAGCUGCACAACCAGUACGGCUCCAUGAAUAUGAACAUGGGGAUGAACAUGGCAGCCCACCACCACCCCGGUGCCUUUUUCCGCUACAUGAGGCAGCAGUGCAUCAAGCAGGAGCUCAUCUGCAAGUGGAUCGACCCCGAGCAGCUCAGCAACCCCAAAAAGUGCUGCAACAAAACUUUUAGCACCAUGCACGAGCUGGUCACGCACGUCUCCGUGGAGCACGUCGGCGGACCGGAGCAGACGAACCACGUCUGUUUCUGGGAGGACUGCGGCCGGGAGAGCAAACCGUUCAAGGCGAAAUACAAACUGGUGAACCACAUUCGGGUGCACACCGGGGAGAAGCCUUUCCCCUGCCCGUUCCCCGGCUGCGGAAAGGUCUUCGCACGGUCGGAAAACUUGAAGAUACACAAGAGAACGCACACAGGAGAGAAGCCGUUCCAGUGUGAGUUCGAGGGCUGCGACAGAAGGUUUGCAAACAGCAGCGACCGAAAGAAACACAUGCACGUCCACACGUCGGACAAGCCAUAUCUGUGCAAAAUGUGCGACAAGUCCUACACACAUCCCAGCUCUCUACGGAAACACAUGAAGGUCCACGAAUCGUCUCCACCAGCGUCAGACUCGUCACCAGCAGCCAGCUCUGGUUACGAAUCCUCCACACCUCCAGGCCUGGUGUCUCCCACCACCGAGACCCAAAGCAACACCACCCUGUCCCCAGCCUCAGCUGUGCACAACACCACCAGCCACAGUGGCCUAUCCUCCAAUUUCAGUGAAUGGUAUGUUUAGGACUUAAAAAGAAAACGAAAAUGAAAAAAAAAAAUGAAAUGAAAUGAAGCGACACACACUCAUUUCACAGCACUGGACCAUCCGAGCAGGAGAUUGGGACUCGUGCGCACAAAGAGGCACACACAAAACAUUUGUUUAUUUUCGAUUUGUAUUAUUUUUUUUGGAUUCCGCCAGGGGAAGAUGACGAUUACCAACAGAGGAAAAAUAUGUAUAAUAGUCGAGGUGUAUUUCAUAUUGUAAAUAAUUACUAAAAAAGAAAAAAAAGCCCACUUUCCCAUUGGUUGUGAUAGUUUGUCAGUCUUUGGUGUAUAGAUGUUUCCUUCAAUGGUAGCUAUUUCUCUAACUGGACUUUUAGUGCACAUAUUACGAUGAAAUUGUACUAUACUGUUGAAUAUUGUGAUCCUAAGGCAAAUUGAUUGUACUAUACUAAACAUCUAUAAACUGGAAAGAGUGCCAAAGUUAACAUUUAACUCAAAACAGACCACAAUAUUAUGCUUGUGAAUGUAUAUUUUUUAGUUUGCUGGGCUUAACUUGUGAUGUUUUGUGCUUUGCAAGUUUGAAUUGUGAAAUACUAUCUUGGAAGAUUGUGAGGAUAAAAAAAAAAAAAAAUAAACGUUGUGCCGUUCGAUUUUAUGUACCCACACCCCUUCCUUUUGUAAAUAUCAACUGCCAUAUUUAUCCAUUUGUAAUUAAAUUAUGGUAUUUACUUGCUACAGAUGAAACAGUAUUUAUAAAGAAUGUUUCUUUACUAUAAAUAUGUACAAUUACGAGCUAAACAUGGGGCAGUUGUUUCGUUAAUGUGCUUUUGUUCAAAGUUUUAAGAGGUGUUUUCUUCCUUAUUGUGAUAAGAAUUUUACUGCAUACAAAUAUAAUAAAAGGUGUUGCAAGUGA